AUGCGACUUCGACUGCCAUCAAAAUCGGAGUUUACUCCUCCGUUUAGGAUAGGUAUUCGAGCCCAACUGACGGCAUUAGUUAGUAUAGUGGCUCUAGUAUCGCUAAUUAUUCUGGCUGUAACGACUGGUGUUUAUUUUACCUCAAACUAUAAAAACUUGAGGUCUGACAGACUUUAUAUUGCGGCACAAUUAAAGUCAUCACAAAUUGAUCAAACUUUAAACUAUCUAUACUACCAAGCCUAUUAUUUAGCAUCAAGGGACGCCCUACAAAGCUCACUGACGAGCUUUGUUGCAGGUAACAAGAGUGCAGAUAAUUGGGUAGACUCCCUAAGUGUUGUUCAAAAAUUUCUGAGUUCUUCAAACUUAUUUUAUGUUGCAAAAGUUUAUGAUUCCUCAUUUACUACUGUUUUGAACGCCACAAAUAACGGAACUGGUGAUUUGAUUCCGGAGGAUGUUCUAGAUAGUUUGUUUCCACUAUCUACUGAUACACCGCUACCUUCUUCGCUGGAAACUACAGGUAUAUUGACAGAUCCAGUAGUGAAUAACACCGAUUAUCUGAUGUCUAUGUCUUUACCCAUUUUUGCAAACCCUUCUAUUAUCUUGACAGAUUCAAGAGUUUAUGGAUAUAUCACUAUAAUAAUGUCGGCCGAGGGUCUGAAGAGCGUGUUUAAUGAUACAACUGCUUUAGAAAAAUCCAAUGUUGCCAUUAUUUCUGCACUGUAUAAUAACCAGGGUAAAGCUUCAGGGUAUCAUUUUAUCUUCCCACCGUAUGGAACGGCUUCAACACUAACACAAUCAGUCUUUUCCAUAAAGAAUAAUACAUUUAUAAGCAGUGCGUUUAGAAAUGGAAAGGGAGGUUCUUUGAAACAAACCAAUAGCUUUGGUAUAAAGAAUUUGGCUUUAGGUUACUCUCCAUGUUCGUUUCAAUUAGUUAAUUGGGUUGCGGUAGUUUCACAGCCUGAAUCAGUUUUCCUUUCUCCGGCGACAAAACUAGCAAAAAUAAUCACAGGUACUGUCAUUGCUAUUGGUGUCUUCGUUAUUUUACUAACCCUCCCUUUGGCGCAUUGGGCAGUUCAACCAAUUGUGCGGUUACAGAAGGCAACCGAGUUAAUCACAGAGGGAAGAGGCCUGAGACCUAGUACUCCAAGAACAGUAAGCAGGGCCAGUUCAUUUAAACGAGGAUUUGGUUCUGGGUUUACUGUUCCUUCCUCAUUAUUACAAUUCAACACUGGGGAAAGCGGCAGCACCAUAAGUGCAAGUGGCCAUGGAGGUAGCGGACAUGGUAGUGGUGCCGCCUUUUCUACCGAAAGCAGCAUGAAAAGUGCUAUAAAUCUUGGAAAUGAAAAAUUGUUACCUUCAGAAGAUGAAAAAAAGAUACCGAAUAACAAUACUGAUGCAAAAGUAUCAAUGGAUGGCUCCCUCAACCACGACUUACUUGCACCAAAUUCUUUACGGAAUAAUGAUACCGACAGGAGCUCUAAUAGAUCCCAUAUUCUUACAACUUCUGCAAAUUUAACCGAAGCUAGAUUGCCAGAUUACAGAAGACUAUUUUCUGAUGAGCUUUCCGAUUUAACUGAAACCUUUAAUACAAUGACAGAUGCGUUAGACCAACAUUAUGCUCUUUUAGAAGAUAGAGUUAGAGCAAGAACGAAACAACUCGAAGCUGCUAAGAUUGAGGCAGAGGCUGCUAAUGAAGCCAAAACAGUUUUUAUUGCUAACAUUUCACACGAAUUGAGAACACCCUUGAAUGGUAUUCUAGGUAUGACGGCUAUUUCAAUGGAAGAAACCGAUGUGAAUAAAAUAAGAAAUAGUUUAAAACUUAUCUUUAGAUCCGGUGAGCUUUUGCUUCAUAUUCUAACAGAGUUAUUAACUUUUUCUAAAAAUGUCCUUCAAAGAACGAAACUUGAGAAAAGAGAUUUUUGUAUUACCGACGUCGCUUUACAAAUAAAAUCAAUCUUCGGUAAAGUUGCCAAGGACCAGCGUGUUCGUCUGUCAAUAUCAUUAUUUCCUAAUUUGAUAAGGACCAUGGUUCUUUGGGGUGAUUCUAACAGAAUUAUCCAAAUCGUUAUGAAUCUAGUGUCCAAUGCGCUAAAAUUUACCCCUGUAGAUGGUACUGUCGACGUCAGAAUGAAAUUGUUAGGUGAGUACGACAAAGAUUUAAGCGAAAAGAAACAAUUCAAAGAAGUCCAUGUGAAAAGGGGUACUGAAAUAACCGAAUAUUCAGAAGAGACUAAUAAAUGUGACAUUCCAAUUUCAUCAAACCAUAGAAAACAUGUUGAUUUAGAAUCUACCACGACUUCCAUAACAAGUAAUAGAGAUACUUCGAUAAUUCAAGAAGAGAUAACUAAAAGAAAUACUGCUGCUAAUGAGAACAUUUAUAAGAGAAUGAAUGACGCAGAAAAACUAUCCAGUGACGAUGUUUCUUCGAUAGUAUCAACAACCACUAGUUCAUACGAUGAUGCCAUCUUCAAUAGUCAGUUCAAUAAAGCACCUGGUUCUGAUGAAGAUGAAGGUGGUAAUUUGGGAAAACCCAUAGAAAAUCCCAAAACAUGGGUAAUUUCUAUUGAGGUAGAAGAUACCGGCCCAGGUAUUGACCCCUCUUUACAAGAAUCCGUAUUUCAUCCAUUUGUUCAAGGUGAUCAAACAUUGUCCAGACAAUAUGGCGGUACUGGAUUAGGGUUAUCAAUUUGUAGACAAUUAGCAAACAUGAUGAACGGUACAAUGAGAUUAGAGUCUAAAGUUGGCGUUGGUAGUAAGUUCACAUUCACACUGCCAUUGCCCCAAACUAAAGAAAUAAGUUUUGCCAAUAUGGAUUUUCCUUUUGAAGAUGAAUUCAAUCCUGAGAGCAGAAAAAACAGAAGAGUUAAAUUCAAUGUUGCCAAAAGUAUCAAGAGCCGACAAUCCACAUCAUCCAUCGCAACACCUGCUACUAACAGAAGCAGUUUAAUUAACGAUGUGCUACCAGAAAUAGGAAGCAAAAACGAGAACCAGAUAAAAAGGUUUGAAAACUCCAACAUGAAAAGAGAAGGAGUAAAUGGAAUUGGCAGAAUUGAGCAAAAAUUACAAGAAAAAAAUGUAAAACCCUUUAUUUGCUUUUCAAGUGCUGAAAGUAGUGAAAAAAAGACUGUGCCUCCCAAGCAUCGCUCUCGUGAGGAAAGUCUAGGUUCUGUGAAUCUUGACAGACCAUUCCUACAAAGUACUGGCACAGCUACAUCCAGUAGAAAUGUACCCACAAUUCAAGACAAUGAUAAAAAUGAUACAAGUAUCAAAAUUUUGGUUGUAGAAGAUAAUCACGUGAAUCAAGAAGUCAUAAAAAGGAUGCUAAAUCUUGAAGGCAUUGAAAAUAUUGAACUGGCUUGCGAUGGCCAAGAAGCAUUCGACAAAGUUAAAGAACUAACGUCAAAGGGCGGAAAUUACAAUAUGAUUUUCAUGGAUGUUCAGAUGCCUAAAGUGGAUGGAUUACUUUCUACCAAGAUGAUAAGGCGUGAUUUAGGGUAUAAAUCACCUAUCGUUGCUUUAACAGCAUUUGCCGACGAUAGCAACAUUAAAGAAUGCCUAGAAUCAGGCAUGAAUGGAUUUUUGUCGAAACCAAUUAAAAGGCCAAAAUUAAAAACUAUCCUAACGGAGUUUUGUGCAGCAUACCAGGGAAAGAAAAUAACAAGUGAAGAACCCAAAAAAGCCAAAACAGAAUAA
Messenger RNA from Saccharomyces mikatae IFO 1815, 3693 nucleotides. RefSeq names its product histidine kinase (gene SLN1). Gene Ontology annotation, biological process: protein autophosphorylation; phosphorelay signal transduction system. Gene Ontology annotation, cellular component: membrane. The transcript has a single exon. The record is from RefSeq and is a predicted model, not a curated record. NCBI's taxonomy places the organism in Eukaryota, Fungi, Ascomycota, Saccharomycetes, Saccharomycetales, Saccharomycetaceae. The coding region runs from base 1 to 3693 and encodes 1230 amino acids. Gene Ontology annotation, molecular function: histidine phosphotransfer kinase activity; phosphorelay sensor kinase activity.